This is a messenger RNA of Neltuma alba, 3189 nucleotides long. RefSeq names its product kinesin-like protein KIN-14I. Gene Ontology annotation, biological process: microtubule-based movement. Gene Ontology annotation, cellular component: microtubule cytoskeleton. Gene Ontology annotation, molecular function: microtubule motor activity; ATP binding; microtubule binding. The record is from RefSeq and is a predicted model, not a curated record. NCBI's taxonomy places the organism in Eukaryota, Viridiplantae, Streptophyta, Magnoliopsida, Fabales, Fabaceae. The coding region runs from base 1 to 3189 and encodes 1062 amino acids. The transcript is spliced from 19 exons.
AUGGCCGCAGAACAGGUAUUGCCAUUUUCGGUGUUAUCUGUUGUUGAAGAUGUUCUUCAACAGCACGGGACCCGAUGGAGUGAUACCAACACGACGUCAAGGAAGCUUGAACCAUCUUGCUUAAGAAGGUAUGAAGCAGCUGGGUGGCUACGAAAGGCAAAUGGAGUAGUUGGAGGGAAAGAGUUUCCAGCUGAGCCUUCUGAAGAAGAAUUCAGGAUUGGUCUGCGUAGUGGCAUAAUCCUUUGCAAUGUUCUUAACAAAAUUCAACCUGGAGUGGUACCCAAGGUAGUUGAAGGUCCCUGCGAUUCCGAUGAUGGAGCCGCUGCACUAUCUGCAUUUCAGUACUUCGAAAAUGUGAGGAACUGUCUUGUGGCUUUGCAAGAAAUGGGGCUUCCAACCUUUCAAGCUUCUGAUUUGGAGCAGGGAGGGAAAUCGGCGAGGUUAGUGGAUUGUGUCUUGGCAAUCAAGGCAUAUAGUGAAUGGAAAGAGGGAGGAAAAAUGGGUUCAUGGAAACAUGGUGGGAAUAUAAAGCCGCUUGUUUCUGGAAGACCAUUUUUACGCAAAAACUCAGAACAAUUCCUCUCCAGUUUAACAAGAACCACAAGUGAUCAAUUUACAUGCAGUGAUCUCGGCCAUGAUCGCAUCGAAGGGGGUUCAAUUCAAAACUUGAAUGUGCUACUUCGGGAAUAUUUGUCCGACAAGAAGCCUGAAGAAAUUAUCAACGUAGUGGAGUCCCUGCUUCGCAAAGUCACCGAGGAGUUUGAACGCCGCCUAUUAAUACAGGAUGAAAUGUCGAAAACAAAUCCAGAAGAUAAGGCCGCAGAAUCUGAAACACACGACUCGAUUUUAAAACUUGCUUCUGAGGAUGAGGAGACGGAAGAAAAGGAAGAUGUGCAGCCUAAGCAAGAAGAGUGCUAUAAUGAAAAUCACUAUAUCAGUGAAGAAUCAAGACUCCAAGCUCUGAACGAGCAGCAAAAGUUGGUUUCCCAACAACACAAAGAAAUCCAUAUUAGUGAUGAAGUAACAAGAAUCCAUGUUUCGAAGAACCAACAAAAGUUGCUAGCACAACAACACAGAGAGAUCCAGUUACCCUUAAUAGGUAAGCAUGUGCGUAGCCUAGCUUCUGCUGCUUCAGGAUAUAGGAGAGUUCUCGAAGAAAAUCGCAAGUUAUACAAUCAACUGCAGGACCUGAAAGGAAAUAUUAGGGUAUACUGCCGAGUUCGACCGUUCUUUGGGCAAGCAAACAAUGCUGGCUCUGUUGGUAGCAUAGAGGAAGGAAGUAUCUCAAUGAUAGCACCUUCCAAGUAUGGAAAAGAAGGGAGGAAAACGUUUAAUUUCAACAGAGUGUUUGGUCCUACAGCAACCCAAGCUGAAGUUUUUGAAGACAUGCAGCCUCUUAUUCGUUCUGUUCUGGAUGGCUAUAAUGUCUGUAUAUUUGCUUAUGGCCAGACUGGCUCAGGAAAGACUCAUACUAUGUCCGGACCAAAUGAUCUUACUGAGGAAACCGUGGGGGUAAACUAUAGGGCAUUAAGAGAUCUUUUUCUACUGUCACAGCAGAGGAAAGACACUAUUACCUACGACAUUGGCGUUCAGAUGCUUGAGAUCUACAAUGACCAAGUCAGAGAUCUUCUAGCGACAGAUGGUGGCAACAAAAAGUUAGAUAUUCGCAACAGUUCUCAAAACGGAAUUAAUGUACCAGAUGCAACCCUCGUCCCCGUUUCAUCAACUUCCGAUGUCUUACGUUUGAUGGACCUAGGACAUAAGAAUCGAGCAGUUAGUGCUACUGCUAUGAAUGAUCGGAGUAGUCGUUCUCAUAGUUGCCUGACAGUUCAUGUUCAAGGAAGGGACAUGACAUCAGGAAGCCAUCUUCGUGGCAGCAUGCAUCUCGUUGACCUGGCAGGAAGUGAGAGGGUCGAUAAAUCCGAGGUCACAGGUGACAGGCUCAAGGAGGCUCAACAUAUCAACAAGUCACUUGCUGCCUUAGGAGACGUCAUUUCUUCGCUGGCUCAUAAGCAAGCGCAUGUUCCUUAUAGGAAUAGUAGACUUACUCAACUGCUUCAAGAUUCUCUUGGAGGGCAAGCCAAGACACUCAUGUUUGUACAUAUUAGCCCAGAAUCUGAUGCUCUAGGAGAAACACUCAGCACACUCAAGUUUGCAGAACGCGUCUCCACGGUUGAACUUGGUGCUGCUCGAGCUAACAAAGAGAGUUCAGAAGUGAAAGAGCUUAAAGAACAGAUUGCUACUUUGAAGGCAGCUUUGGCAAGAAAGGAAGGAGAAGAUGAACCGCUUCCACAUUCUGUGAAUAGUAGUCUGGAUGCCCCAAAAUUCAAAUCUCUCAAGUCUUCUCCUACGCAAUCUGGAGGUCAUAGGAAACCCCAAGACGAUUCUGGUAGUGUGGAGGUAAUAUGGAAUUUCACAACGAAGUUGAAACGACGAAGCUUAGAUCUCCAGGACAUGAUCAUGCAUUCACCUCCCUGGCCACCUGCAAGUAGUCAGAGGAUGAACAGUAAAGAAGAGGAUGGAGAGUCAGUUUCUGGGGACUGGGUUGAAAAGAUCGUGGUGAACAGGAAUGACAGCUUAACAAGUGAUGAUAGCCUAGUGGGUCAGUGGGAAGCAGAAAGUAAACAAUCUUCUCCCUUGCUGAGUCCUAGUUCUCUUUCAGACGCUUCAAAAAUAUGCUCGGAACAUUCCUUUAAAGUUACAUUGAAUAAAAAGGAUAGCCAAGACUAUGACAUGGCCACCACAGAUGACUCUGAUGAUCCGCUUGAGGUUGCAACUAGCGAUUCCUCAGAAUCAGACUUGCACUGGCAAUUACAUAUGCCAAAACCAGCCAGUAAAAUCAAUGGAAUAGUUUCUAAAGUUAAGAAACCCACCACCCAUCACAAACUAGUAAAGAACGCCGAAGCCAGGAGCAUGAUUCCAUCUUUGAUCCCUGCACCGUCAAGGAAACAAUUGAUGAUGAGUCAACCCAGAAAGCAGGCAAGUCCUAUUGAUGGAAAAAGAAGAACCGGGAAUGCAAAAUGGAACUUGAGUCUUUGUGCGCGAGAGAGAAAGAGAGGGGAUUUUUCCUUUUACGUUGGAGGAGCAAUAAACCAGUUGCUCGGCUUCUCUGGUGGUGAACGUGAGAUCUUUUACAUCCUGUUGGAAUCAAUGUGUUUUAGUGGCCGGAUUUUUGUGGCCUUUUUUUGA